AUGUCAUGUGUUGAAGAUGGUGAAUGUGAGGUGUGGGUGAUGGAUGACUAUGGGGUGGCUGAAUCAUGGGUCAAACAUCAUGUUUUUUCUCAGUUUAGUGGUGAUAUUGAUCCAUAUGGAUUCACAUUACACAACGAGUUUCUUUUUAAUGCUUACAAAAGUCAUCUAGCUUUGUAUGAUCCAAAUGCAACAUCGGUUAAAACCUUCAAGAUUCCCUGGUUUAAGGUUUUAGGUGUAGCUAAAAUUGUUAAUUAUGUGGACAGCCUUGUUUGGGUAGCACCUGGUGAAUGUGAGACCAGAGCAUCUCUUGAUUGCAUAUCUGAAAAGAAGCAUCAGUAG
Molecule: messenger RNA, 339 nt
Organism: Lactuca saligna
Lineage: Eukaryota; Viridiplantae; Streptophyta; Magnoliopsida; Asterales; Asteraceae
Source: the annotation of a GenBank genome assembly